AGGCGCCGCCGAGAUGAACAUCACCGACGAGCAGCUCCAGGAGAUCACGGAGAUCUUCGGGGACACGUCGGUGCUGCGGCCGCUGGACCAGCAGGAGGAGGAGCUGGAACCCCCGAAGCAGGAACCGCCCACAGUGGACGUGUCCGAGGGCGAGGAGAAGGUCAGGGAUGCGCCUGCGGCGUCGCACCUGAUGGAGGAGGUUGAUCCUGAGGUUGACGUCGACCCCGACCUGGUAGCAAAGGUGUAUGGCACCGCUGCAGACAGAAAGCUGCAGAUGCUAGACGUGCCCGAGCGGUGGCACAAGGCCUACCACGCCGAGCCGCUGCUGCUGGGCCCCGACGGCCGGCGGGUCUGGACAGCGGAGGAGCACGACUGCGAGGCGGGCUGGAUCUGGACGCAGAAGUUCAACGAGAGCCGACAGAGUCGCGACCACCUCGUGAGGGUUAUCGCCAAGGUACUGGUGCACCUCCAUGACGACAUGCUGGAUCCCGUCUACGUGG
Messenger RNA from Prorocentrum cordatum, 500 nucleotides. Lineage: Eukaryota; Dinophyceae; Prorocentrales; Prorocentraceae. The record is from the annotation of a GenBank genome assembly.